Molecule: messenger RNA, 1657 nt
Organism: Dryobates pubescens (Downy woodpecker)
Lineage: Eukaryota; Metazoa; Chordata; Aves; Piciformes; Picidae
Exons: 2
Coding region: 435-1439 (334 amino acids)
Source: RefSeq, a predicted model, not a curated record
GGUGCCAACCUCUCCAAACCACCAGGUGCCCUGGCAGCCCUGUGCCAGGCUGCUGCAGGCUCACCCUGUGCUCGUGCCCCUGGAGUGUGCCACCACUCACCCCAGGGUGGGACAGGGCAGCACCUCCCCCUGCCAGCUGGUUGUGCCAUGUCCCAGUGUUUGCUGUCACUGUGCCAUGUGUGCCAGGCAAGGCUGGCAGCACUGCUGUCCUGAGUCUGCUUCCCUCUGCUCCUGGUCUUGGUCUUCUCCUCCUCCCCUGCCCAACCUUUUGCCCUCUCUCUGCUCUCUGCCAGCCUUGGACUUUUCCAUCUCCCAGCACUCCUCCAUGCUCCAUCCCCAUUCCCCCUCCUCCUGUUCUGGGCACUCUUGGCAUCCUUCUCCUCCAGCAUGGCUGUGGGUAGAGGCAGCAGGGGCACCCUGGGCACCCUGUCCCCAUGUGUCAUCCUCUUCUGCCUGCCCAGGAUGAGCCCCAGAGUGCCCAGCCCUGUGCAGUGUUGCCUCCACCACCCCUUGUGCCCACUCAUGCCCCUUGGUGCAGGCUCUGCCCAGGGAGCUGCUUCCUGAGCCUGGCUGGGAGUGGGCAGCAGCACCCAGAGCCCUCCACACCCAUCCAGGAGGGCAGCAGCAGCCCACGGGGUGCUCAGCACCAUCCAGAGGCUCCCAGCAGCAGCCAGGGCACUCGACACCACCCAUGGGCAGAUGGCAGCCAGAAUGCCAAGGUCCCUCACCCCCCUGAUGCCAUAGCCCUGGCAGAGCAGCUCCACCUCUGGGCUUGCUGCUCCUUGUCACAUCUCACAUCUCUUCCUCACAGCCACUCGGUCCCUGGGCACCAUCUCUGGCGUGGGUGCCCUGCCCAGCAGCCACCCUGCCCAGCAGGGAGGGCAGGCAGGGAUGGAGCAGCUCCUGAGGCUGGGUGCAGCAGAGUGCAGCUGGCACCUCACGAUCUUUCCCAGCUCCCCACCCCCCACGUUCACUCCACUCCAGCCCCUCCGCCAGGCCCUUCCCAGCUCACCUCCCAUGCAUCCAUGGCCUCUGCUCCAUCCUCCACUCCAGCUCCCAGCCCAGGUACCGUAAGCUCCUUUGCUCUCUCCUUAUGGCUGCUCCCCAGCCCGGCGGCAGAAGCUCCACAGGAGGACCCCGGCCCAGCCCUGCACCGGGGACGUCCUUGCCACCUCCCCCCGGUGCCCAGCCGGGCUCCAGCUGCUGCCCUGUGGGCACAGGUGGCCGCUGCAGCGCUCCGGGGUGGCGCUGCAGGACUGAGAGCUGCGGUGGCAGAGCCUGGGCUGCAGGAGGCUCCUUCCACCUCUGCCUGGCCGCUUGUGGCAGCUGCAGCCUGUGCCUUGUGUCCGUGUGAGAUGUUGUCCCUCUGUCCUGUCACCUCCCACCCUGCUGUGCCGAUGCCUCUGCACCCCUGGGAGCUCCUGUGCCCACCCAGCUAAGGGGGCACCAGAGGAGCAGGAGGAUGCCAGCACAAGGCUGCCCUGCAAGAUGUGGCUGGCUUGGGACUGAGCCUUGGGGUGUCCCACCUUGGGGUGCUGUCACCUCCUGGGGUGCGGUGUGGCUGUGCCAAUCUGUGCCUCACCUUCCUGCUGGCACAGCACAGCCCUGCCAUGCCCUCAGCCUCCUGUCUGGGGGCAGGAAUCCCCCCACGAAGGAU